Molecule: messenger RNA, 411 nt
Organism: Prunus armeniaca (apricot)
Lineage: Eukaryota; Viridiplantae; Streptophyta; Magnoliopsida; Rosales; Rosaceae
Source: the annotation of a GenBank genome assembly
AUGGAAGGUAUUGUAGUAAGAAGGGUUAUUCCCUCAGACAGUAGUUGCCUCUUCAAUGCGGUUGGGUAUGCUAUGGACCAUGACAAGAAAAAAGCUCCUGAGUUGAGACAGGAGAAGUAUUCCGAAAGGGCUCUGCUGAUCUAUGAUGGGCUUCAUUACAAUGCUUUAGCUAUGUCACCCUUUGAGGAGUUUGAUCAGACUAUAUUUGCAGUUAAGGACAGUACCAUUGAGCCGGUUGACAGGCUCGCUCUUAAUCUUGUGAAAGAGCAACAAAGUUCGUUCACAGAUUGGACUAAAGGACUAAGGCCUACCAAAUGCUUAAGGGUAGGGGCAGAUAGUGGAAAGAUAACCAAAGCCGUACAGAAGCACAUGAGAAGAAAGAAUGUAAAGGAGGAGUUAGUGGUGCGAUAA